AUCCUCUCGAGAGCAUAUAAAAACAAGAGCCCACAAUCGAAGUAUAAACUGCGCAUUUAGCAAAGUCGACAUCCUAAAACAGCUACAUUUCAGAAUGGCAGUUUGGGUAUCAACGCACGGGUCAAACAUACCAGACGAGGCAUUAAGAGCUGGGUAUGAGGCGGAUGGAAAACCACUUUUUAUUGCCAAGGCCAUAAUGGAGGCCAGUAUGACACCUGGGAAAUGCGGAUUUCAUCUUGAUGGAGCCCAUAUUCCAUAUGACUCGAAAGAACAAGUCGUUGAUCAUUACGAGGUACUGGUUUUUCCUUUUAGAAAAUCUGGGUUUUUAAAUUGGCAGAAGGCUUCUAACGGCUACGUUCCACCCAAUGCCUGCAAAACGGACGAUGGAAUCUAUGUUGGUAGAGCGUUCCACGAAGGGAGCUUAGUGCCAGGGAAAGUCCAUGUUGAUCACCACUGUGCAUACAUUUCGUAUGGAGGGAAAGAAUUCAGUUAUAAAGAUUAUGAGGUCCUGUAUGAAGUAAAAUAAAACCUGUACGACAUUUGGAACAAUAUUUGAAACUGAGCGUUCUUAAGUGAAUAUCCAGCCUUUUUAUACUUAACUUUUUUUACUUUGAAUAAUUCUAACACAUAUAUUAAUAUCUCUGUAUUCUUAAAUCAACCUUUUGAUUAUCUUCCCUCAAAGUAAAAGAAUAAAGAUUAUAUUCAGCUUGCA
Molecule: messenger RNA, 712 nt
Organism: Saccostrea echinata
Lineage: Eukaryota; Metazoa; Mollusca; Bivalvia; Ostreida; Ostreidae
Product: natterin-3-like
Exons: 2
Coding region: 95-526 (143 amino acids)
Source: RefSeq, a predicted model, not a curated record